Molecule: messenger RNA, 282 nt
Organism: Podospora anserina S mat+
Lineage: Eukaryota; Fungi; Ascomycota; Sordariomycetes; Sordariales; Podosporaceae
Exons: 2
Coding region: 1-282 (93 amino acids)
Source: RefSeq, a predicted model, not a curated record
AUGAAGUUCUCUCUCGCUCUCAUCACAGUUGGUCUGUUCGGUGGUGCGCUUGCACAGCAAGGGGUCCAGUGCCCAGGAAGCUGGUAUCUUCAGCCAGAUGACUGCAUGUGUAUGAACAGCAGGGAGGGAUAUCUGCUCAAGACACAGACGUUGGAUUGCUGCAAGAAGCUGGGGUACAAGACUUAUAACAACAUCUGCGCCGUGGACAGAAACAAGCGCCAGACGUUCAAGGACUGUUGCAAGGAUCUAAACCAGGAGAGCGUCAUUGGCCAUUGCCGUUGA